CUCUUUGACAUUCGAUACGUCAUGUCGUUUGUUAUACUUCAAGUCUAUUUUGAUCAUUGAUCACUGUGUAAACUUAAUUUUGAAAAGCUUCUAAUAAUAUUACGUUACUUUUGUAGUAUAAUUAAGGCUUCUAAUAAAUCGAAAAACAAUAUAAAAUCUUAUUUAUUCCAAUAAAGAAUGGCUUUAGUUGCUUACGAUAAUAGCGAUUCCAGUGAUUAUGAAGACGACGAAAACGAAAUUAAAGCAUCUGAAGCGAAACAAUUAUCUGAUAUGCCGAUCGAGAAGGCAAUCCUACAAAAUAGUACAUCAACAUCGCAAGAAUCUGAGGAAAGCCAGAGCCUGUUUAUCAAACUUCCACAGCCAUCAGUCAAAAAGAAUGUUGUGUUAGAGGAAGAUGAUGAAUUUCUUCAUAAAAAAGAAUCAACAACAGAUUUAAAACCAAAAUCUCGAAUAACAAUACCUUCAUUGAGUGAUUUCAAAGAUGUUGAUGUUACAGCACCUACUUCAAAAACCAGAGUAUCUAAUGGGAAAAAAUCAGGCCUUCUCAGUAUACUGCCCCAACCGAGAAACGUGUUAUCUGUAUCAAGGCCUUUGAUACCGAAUGUAGUAGCACAAAGACCACAAACUACAACAGCAAAGAAAAAAGAACUUCCCCCACCAGUAAAAAUAACAAAACCUGUCUCAAACGGUUUAGUUACUGAGUACUCAGAUGAGAGUGACAAUGAUGAAGUGGAAAAUGAUUUCUUCUCAAUUAACAAACCCGUUGAAUUACCUGUAGAAGAUUUACCGCUACCGGUAGAAAAUACUGUUGAACCUGUCCAAAAGCAGCCGAGAAGUAUUGAGUCCUAUUUCAAGAAAGACCAUAUUGAGCUACAACCAGAUGAAAAUAAUGACUAUGAAGAGCACUAUGAUAGUAGACAAGGUUUAGGAGUUGCAGAUAAUGUGGCUGCACCUUCACAUAAUGAUGUUCAAAUUGAUGAGGAAGCUAUUCUAAAGUUGUGUGGAUCGCGAGGAAAACGAAAGAGAGAAGAAAUACAGAUUGUGGACAUAAAUCAACAAGAAGUCUUGUCUGAAGCACGAGAAAUGCUCCUCAAGGGACUCAUGGACGACACAAGCAAACGUCAAUCAGCCAGCAAGAAACGUGGCCACGAGCCUACGAAUCAACAAAAAAGGAAACAUCAAAUCACAUACUUAGCUCAUCAGGCUAAAGCUAAUGAAGCGGAACUACAGAACCAAUGGGCCAACAAUAGAAUGACAAAGAGACAAACACAAUCAAAAUAUGGUUUUUAAUGUUUAUAUUGUUUGUAAUUAAAUAGUAAUAAAUAAAUAACUUCGUUUUUAAA
Molecule: messenger RNA, 1343 nt
Organism: Melitaea cinxia (Glanville fritillary)
Lineage: Eukaryota; Metazoa; Arthropoda; Insecta; Lepidoptera; Nymphalidae
Product: proline-rich protein PRCC
Exons: 6
Coding region: 178-1290 (370 amino acids)
Cellular component (GO): nucleus
Source: RefSeq, a predicted model, not a curated record